This is a messenger RNA of Amphibalanus amphitrite, 3369 nucleotides long. Its product is annotated as sodium- and chloride-dependent glycine transporter 1-like. The coding region runs from base 710 to 2071 and encodes 453 amino acids. Gene Ontology annotation, biological process: sodium ion transmembrane transport. The record is from RefSeq and is a predicted model, not a curated record. Gene Ontology annotation, cellular component: membrane. Lineage: Eukaryota; Metazoa; Arthropoda; Thecostraca; Balanomorpha; Balanidae. The transcript has 14 exons.
CGCAUUUGGGGGCGCAUCUCAACAAUAGCGUGUAGUGAGCAGUGGCGGUGGUAUGUGCCAUUUCGAUUUCGGGUUUGGAAAUGCAAACCAAUACAGUUGUGUAACUUGGUCAAACCAGUGUGUUGUUAUGUAUGCUAUGCAAAGUAAGCGAUAACUUCAACGCGUCAAUUUUGGCGGUUUUCUGCUACAGACACAGCCCAGGGACAAAUAACUGGUGACGCCCCUGGCAUGGAGCCGUCGAGUGGCGCGCUCAGGUAAUCUGAUCCCUGAUCUGAUCCCGUCUGCUGAAGACGCCGAGGACGUAAUCGAAGACGGGCUGUCAUUGGAUUCAGCAACCCAGCAGCAACCGGUGUUCAGUAGCCGACAACCUGAUGGCGUGUAUAAAGUUCAGGUGCGGACGUGCGGCGGCACCUAUUCACCUGCGCUGCGCCGUCUGUGCCCCUCCCCCAGCGAUGGGGAGGGGAGGGGGCGUGCCCUCCACGGCGGGGGACCGCGGUCGACUCAGUUCUGUCGGCGCCGCGGUCCGACGUGCGACCCGCAGCGCCGCCCACAUUUGCAACUGGAUCAGGUCAACCGCGGGACAGCGCAGCCACAGACAGACUGUGGCUACCAGGCGACGGUCUUUGCGCGCUCCUCCGACGGACGACGACCGGCUGUGACCUGGCAGUGAGCUCUGGCCAUCUGCCGUGACCUGGCGGCCGGCCGAGCCAUGCACCCGGACACGGGCUCGUACCGUCACCUCCCGGAGGACACUGACCGCUCCGUCAGCGCCGCGCCGCCGUCACCGGAGAAGGAUGCCGACGCCGGCCGGCCGGAUGACGCGUCCUCGCCCUCGGCCGACGGCGACCACCCGGCAGCGGAGGCCAAGUACGAGCCGCGCGGCCAGUGGAGCAACCAGCUGGACUUUAUGCUCAGCAUAGUUGGGUACGCCGUCGGACUGGGCAACAUCUGGCGCUUCCCGUACCUGUGCUACAAGAACGGCGGAGGGGCGUUCCUGGUGCCCUACUGUCUGAUGCUGCUUACCUCUGGGCUGCCCCUGCUGUGUCUGGAGCUCACGGUUGGACAAUACGCCAGCCUCGGACCCAGCAAACUCUUCGAGAACCUCUCGCCGCUGUUUGGAGGGGUUGGCUACGGCAUGGUGCUGGUGACGUUCUUCAUCGUGUGCUACUACAACCUCAUCAUGGCCUGGACCAUCUUCUACACGGUGGCCUCGUUUCGCGCCACCCUCGGCUGGUCAAACUGCGCCAACGAGUACAACACCAUCAACUGCUUCACGGUGGCCGAGGAGCAGGCGUGUCUGAACGCCAGCCAGCAUACGGAGCUGUUCUGGAACCGCACCUGCUACCCGAUCGACCGGUUCUGCGCCGAGCACGGCUUCCGACAGGUGAACGCCACACACUGCGCCAGCGCCGCCGAGCCGGCGCGGCCGCCGCUGCCGUUCGCAGAGAUCGGCAGUCGCAUCUCGGCCAGCGAGGACUACUUCACGAACUAUGUGCUGGGCCUGUUCGACCACUGGUGGGACGACUACGGCACCCUCAAGUGGGACCUGUGUCUGUGCCUGCUGGCCGCCUGGCUGAUCGUCGGACUGUGCCUGAUCCGCGGCGUCAAGUCGUCCGGCAAGGUGGUCUACUUCACGGCCGUCUUCCCCUAUUUCGUGCUGGUCAUCCUGCUGGUGCGCGGUGUGACCCUGGACGGCGCGUACGACGGCAUCUCGUACUAUAUCACACCCAACACCACGCGGCUGGCCGACUCGCGCGUCUGGUCCGACGCCGCCACCCAGGUGUUCUACUCGUUCGGCCUCAGCUUCGGCGGGCCGAUGACGCUGGCCAGUUACAACCGGUUCAACAACAACUGCAUGAGGGACGCCAUCCUGGUCGGUAUCAUCAACUGCGGCACCUCCGUGUUCGCCGGUUUCGUGGUGUUUGCCGUGCUCGGCUUCAUGGCCAAAAGUCUCGGGAAGGAGGUCAGUGAAGUUGUGACGUCGGGCGCCGGGCUGACUUUCAUUGCCUACCCGGAGGCCGUAGUGCACAUGCCCGUCUCGCCGAUCUGGCCGUCCUCUUCUUCGUCAUGAUCAUCACGCUGGGCCUGGAUUCCCAGUUUGCGAUGGUGGAGACUCUGCUGACGGCCAUCUACGAUCAGUGGCCCAGUCUGCGGUGUAGGAAGGCCUCUGUGGUCGGCGUGUCGUCCGUGAUCGGCUUCCUGCUCAGCAUUAGCAUGUGCGCCAACGGUGGCAUCCACCUGUUCACACUGAUGGACUGGUACUCUGGCUCGUGGUCGCUGCUGGUGCUGGCACUGCUGGAGGUCGUCAUCGUGGCCUGGCUAUUCGGCGCCGAGCGGAUGCUGGAUCUGAUGCAGCAGAGGAUGAACAUCUGGAUCCCGCGGCCGCUGCACGCCUACUGGCGCUUCACCUGGCGCUACCUGUCGCCGCUCUGUAUCGUUGCCAUCCUGGUGUUCUCAGUGGUGCAGUACGUGCCGGCCUACUACGGCACGGGCGACACCCGGCGCGACUACCCUCCCUGGGUGAACGGCCUCGGCUGGAUCAUCUCCCUCGCGCCCAUCCUGCUCGUCAUCAUUGUGGCCGUCUACCAUCUGAGGACCAGUAAACAGGGCUGGCGGGAGCUGCUGGAGGCCACUGACGGCUGGUGCCCGGCCUCUGAGCGGCCCUCCUCCGCCCCCGCCCCCGCCCCCGCCCGGAGCGGACGGUCGGCGGCGGUUCACCCCGCCCUGCCCGCCGUGGAAACCAGCUCCACCGACGGCAACGGCGGGCUGGCCAACGCGGCCUUCGAGCUCGGCGAGACGGGAAAGGCGUCCGAGAAACAUUCCAACGGCGCCUCCCCGUCGGCGUUCUGAGCCCCCCCCCCCCCCCCCCACCCACCCCACCUCAGCAAACAUACGCCACUUUUCAGUCUGUAACGGGACAUCAGGAACUCCGUCCAUGAGAUGACCGGUUGUGCAACAGCGUAGUUGAAAUUUAUCGCCUGGCGGCGUUUCAGCUGCGUUCGAAGGGGAAGGGGGCACUCUGAAACUGGUGUUUUAUAGGUCUGUCGAAUUGCUCGCGUGUCUUAGUUGGGAGUUGGGACAGCGGUGGUUGUGAAUUGUGUCAUGCAGCUGGGCUACGUCACCUAUGCAGUUUCGGCUCUGCCUGCGGGUGAUCACGAAACGCAGCAAGCAGUCCUGUGGUGUACCUAUAUCAGUACGACAGUAUGCAUUAUUACACGUUGUGAAGUGAGUGUUAACAGUGGCGGUGAAUUAUUUAUAUUUUGGACAGCCGAUAAUAUUGGCUCCCCUUUAUUACGGUGUAUAACUGUGUCUACUAACUCGUGUAGCGAUGUGUCGCCCGUAACGCAAUACACAUUAAUGUCUCCUGCG